AUGGAGUCAUUCUCCUAUAACGUUGCAGAGAGAGUGUUGGAAAGGCUUGCUUCCCAUGCUUACCAAGAAUUGUUUUUGGCAUUUGAUGUCAAAUAUGAGUUGAACAAACUUCGGGAAACCCUAUCAACCAUCGCAAAAGUUCUUCUCGAGGAGGAAAAACAGCGGAAGGAUCACCUUCUCACUGAUUGGUUGGGAAAGCUGAAAGAUGUUAGCUAUGAUAUAGACGACGUCCUCGAUGAAUUCGAGUUUCAAAAGUUGCGGAUGCAGGUGCUCGGCCUUGGGACUGGGAGUGACACCAUCAAAGGAAAGGUGAUUGCAGCUGCAAAAGCUCAAUUCAAUCUCGCCGAACGAUCUGUAGAUUGGCAUGGCAUGCACAUGGAGAGGGAGACCCACUCUUUUGUGCACGCCCCAGAUGUUAUCGGGAGAGAGAGCGAAAAAGAAGAGAUUGUCGUCCAACUCUUUAAGGACACUCACACUGGUCCAGGUGAUGAGGAGAAUGUUUCUGUUAUUUCAAUUAAUGGAUUAGGAGGAUUGGGAAAGACUACGCUUGCUAAAUUGGUGUAUAAUGAUAACAGGGUAGUGACCAACUUUGAGUUAAGAAUAUGGGUUUGCGUAUCAGACGAUUUUGAUAGUAAAAGAUUGCUUAGCGAAAUUGUUACUGCGGCAACCAGCCAAAAAUGUGGUGAUGAAAGUAUUGAACAGAUGCAAAUGAAGUUGCGACGUGCUUUGACUGGUAAAAAACUUUUGCUGGUGUUGGAUGAUGUCUGGGACAAGGGGCCAAUGGGAAUAACAGUCAAAAAAUGGAUUGAUUUAAAAUCUUUGUUAAAUGUUGCAGCUUGCGGGCGUAAAAUUAUUGUAACAACGCGCAAUGAAUCAGUAGCUUUGCUUAUGGGGGAUGCACACAUGCAUCUGUUGAAAGUUCUUCCCCUCUCAGAUUGCAUGACCAUAUUCGUAAAAGUGGCAUUUGCAAGAAGAGAAGAGCAAAACCAUCCGAACUUGAUGAAAAUAGGGGAAGAUAUUGUGAAAAGUGUGGAGGGGUUCCCCUUGCCUUGUAUACCCUAG
Messenger RNA from Malus domestica (apple), 1062 nucleotides. Lineage: Eukaryota; Viridiplantae; Streptophyta; Magnoliopsida; Rosales; Rosaceae. The record is from RefSeq and is a predicted model, not a curated record.